Messenger RNA from Sorex araneus (European shrew), 3098 nucleotides. It is a transcript of the gene FLYWCH1, whose product is annotated as FLYWCH-type zinc finger 1. The record is from RefSeq and is a predicted model, not a curated record. The coding region runs from base 424 to 2385 and encodes 653 amino acids. The transcript has 10 exons. Lineage: Eukaryota; Metazoa; Chordata; Mammalia; Eulipotyphla; Soricidae.
UGGGGCGGUCCAGGAAGCGGGCUCCCCCGCGGGGUGGCGCGCGCCCCCGACGGCCAGCGGGGCUGCGCGCGCGGGCACGGGGCUCGCUCCCGGGAGGGCAGGUGGGGGCAGGGAGCGGGCUUCGGGUGGUGGCGGCCGGAGGGGCCUGGGCCGCGCGGGGUCGACUCCUGUGGCUGCAGCGUCCGAGGCCAGAGGACCCGCCGGGGCCGGGUCGCCGGAGAGGCAGGGCCCCCACUGCCGCCGCCGCCCGGCCGGUGCCCGGUGCCCUUCAGGGUGAUGGGAUUGGCUGCGGGCAUCCCCCCAUCCAGGACCCCGGCAACGGUCCACGGCUCCGGCUGCUGCGACUCCCUCGCGUGAAGGAAGCUGUUGGCGGGACCCCAGUGCUGGGGCCAGCGCGGGCGGGGCCGGGCUGCUGGUCCCACAAUGCCCCUGCCGGAGUCCAGCGAGCAGGCCGCGAGUGGGCAGCCCGGCCAGAAGCUGAGCCCCGAGGCCCCUGGGUCCACCACCAACUCCAAGGACUUCUCCCCACUGGUCGUGCUGACCGUCUCCCCUGAGGGCAGCCAUGAGGGGCCUGACAGUGGGCACCACGGCGCCUCCCUGGACCAGUCCGGCCCUGGCCCUCUGGCCAGCACCACCCCGAUGCUGCCGACAGAGGGUCUGGGGGCGCCCCUCCAGCCAGGCCCGCGCACCCCCGAGCAGCAGCGUGGCAAGCAGGAGGCAGCCCGGGCGCCGCUGGAGUUCCUGAGGACGCCGUUCGGGGGCCGCCUGCUGGUGCUCGAGUCCUUCCUGUACAAGCAGGAGAAGGCCGUGGGCGACCGCGUGUACUGGAAGUGCCGCCAGAGCGUGGGGCUGCGCUGCCGUGGCCGGGCCAUCACGCGCGGGGCCCGCGCCACCCUCAUGCACGGGCACUGCCACCCACCCGACAAGGAGGGCCUGGAGGCGCGGCGCCGGAGACAGAAGCUGCCCGGGCCGGGCCCACCGGAGACAGAGCCUGCCGCCGGCAGACGCGCCCCGGGGGAGGCCCAGGGCUACCGCCCCCUGUCCCUGCUGAGCCUGCCCCCCAAGAAGCGCCGCCUGAGGGUGGGGUUCGGAGAGCCCUGGGGCCUGGAGUUCCUGCGCACCAGCUACGGGGGCAGCUUCCUGGUGCACCAGUCGUUCCUGUACAAGCGUGAGAAGGCCGUGGGGGACAAGGUGUACUGGACGUGCCGGGACCACGUGCUGCACAGCUGCCGCAGCCGCGCCAUCACCCAGGGCCCGCGGGUGACCGUGAUGCGGAGCCACUGCCACCCGCCGGACAUGGAGGGCCUGGAGGCGCGGCGGCAGCAGGAAAGGGCCACCGCCAGGACGGCCGCGGACCUGGUAGGUGCCCUGGACAGGCCCCGGCCCCGGAAGCAGGCCAAGGUCAAAGAGCAGACAGGCGUGCCAGAGUCCCCCGCGGACGAGCACGAUGACGACGAUGACGACGACCCCGGAGGCCCCGAGUUCCUGAAGACGCCCCUGGGCGGCAGCUUCCUGGUGUUCGAGUCCUUCCUGUACCGGCGGGAGAAGGCGGCGGGGGACAAGGUGUACUGGACGUGCCGGGACCAGGCACGCAUGGGCUGCCGCAGCCGCGCCAUCACCCAGGGCCGGAGGGUGACCGUGAUGCGGGGCCACUGCCACCCCCCAGACCUGGGGGGCCUAGAGGCGCUGCGGCAGCGGGAGAAACGCCCGGGCCCAGCCCAGCGGGGGGGCCCAGGAGGCCCCGAGUUCCUGAAGACGCCCCUGGGGGGCAGCUUCCUGGUGUUCGAGUCCUUCCUGUACCGGCGGGAGAAGGCGGCGGGGGACAAGGUGUACUGGACGUGCCGGGACCAGGCGCGCAUGGGCUGCCGCAGCCGCGCCAUCACCCAGGGCCCGCGCGUCAUGGUCAUGCGCCGGCACUGCCACCCGCCCGACCUGGGGGGCCUGGAGGAGCUGCGGGAGCGUGAGAACUUCCCCCGCCUGGCGCAGCGGGAGGACUCAGAGACCUUCCAGCCCCUGGAGUUCCUGCGCACGCCCCUGGGGGGCAGCUUCCUGGUGUUCGAGUCCUUCCUGUACCGGAAGGAGAAGGCCGUGGGGGACAAGGUGUACUGGAUGUGCCGGGACCAGGCGCGCAGGGGCUGCCGCAGCCGCGCCAUCACCCAGGGCCAGCAGGUGACCGUGAUGCGGGGCCACUGCCACCAGCCCGACCUGGCGGGGCUGGAGGCGCUGCGGCAGCGGGAGCGGCUCCCCGGCAAGGCGCUGCGGGAGGAGGCAGAGGAGGUAGAACUUCUGCCUGAGGUUCAGCUGUGCUUCCAGGCUUGUCCCCCGGAGGACCGGCAGACCCCAGGGGAGGUCCCAGACGAGGAGCUUGAUGGCACGGCUCCGUGAGGGCACCUGCCAGGAGAGGCCCCUCCCCCGCCUGCUGGCCCUUCCCACCAGUCAGACUCGCUGGAGACUCCGCUUCACCCUUCCUGCCUCGCCCACCCAUCUCCUCCGGGCCUUCUGGCGCGGCUGCCCUGGGCCGCGGAGAACCAGCCUGCAGAUGGGGCUCGGGACACGGGAGAAGAUGGUCUGGGCAGACCCUCUCCUGCCCCACCGUGGCCAGAGCGCCGCUUGGCCGGGACUUUGCAGACGCGGCUCUCCCUGGGGAGGACCCUCGCCCAGCCACCUGAGCCCGGUGCUGGACAUUCUGCCGGGACCCACAGACCUGGCCCUCCCUGCCGGGCUCUGCCCUCUCUCCCAGGGUCAGCCACACCCGACGCCACACCCUGGCCAGACACUCCCGCUGAUUCCCACCCUGCAUCACCGUGGCGGCAGGGGACCGGCAGCAGCACCGUCCUGGUGUCCGCAGAAGCUGGCUGAGGCCAGCAGAGCCCAGCCCCCCCCCAAGUUCAUCUGAAGCAAAGCGAGAGCCGGGCAGCCGGAGACGGAGGCAGGGAGGGAAGUAGUUGACACCCCUGUGAUGCCACACGCCCUGCCUUAGAACCCAGAGGGACACACUGCCAGAGCCUGUCACAUCAGCUAGGGACAGUGGCUAGGACGGACCCCUCCCUGCCCCUCUGCUUAUGCGUCCCCCCAAUAAACCCUUUUUCGUAAGUGUC